AUGGAGAGAGCCAGUCUGAUCCAGAAGGCCAAGCUGGCUGAACAGGCCGAAAGCUAUGAGGACAUGGCAGCUUUCAUGAAGGGUGCGGUGGAGAAGGGUGAGGAGCUCUCCUGCGAGGAGCGGAACCUGCUCUCAGUAGCCUACAAGAAUGUGGUGGGCGGCCAGAGAGCGGCCUGGAGGGUCCUGUCCAGCAUCGAGCAGAAGAGCAACGAGGAGGGGUCUGAAGAGAAGGGCCCCGAGGUGAAAGAGUACCGGGAGAAGGUAGAGACCGAGCUCAGAGGUGUGUGCGACACCGUGCUAGGCCUGCUGGACUCUCACCUCAUCAAAGGGGCUGGAGAGGCAGAGAGCCGCGUCUUCUACCUGAAGAUGAAGGGUGACUACUACCGCUACCUGGCCGAGGUGGCCACUGGUGAUGACAAGAAGCGCAUCAUCGACUCUGCCCGGUCAGCCUACCAGGAGGCCAUGGACAUCAGCAAGAAGGAGAUGCCGCCCACCAACCCCAUACGCCUGGGCCUGGCCCUGAACUUUUCCGUCUUCCAUUACGAGAUAGCCAACAGCCCCGAGGAAGCCAUCUCACUGGCCAAGACCACCUUCGACGAGGCCAUGGCCGAUCUGCACACCCUGAGUGAGGACUCCUACAAGGACAGCACCCUCAUCAUGCAGCUGCUGAGAGACAACCUGACGCUGUGGACAGCCGACAAUGCGGGGGAAGAGGGUGGCGAGGCUCCGGAGGAGCCCCAGAGCUGAAGCAGCCUCCAACCUCCCUGGCCCGCCUUGCCCUCCAGUCCCCAGCCUGCAGAGAGGACUAAAACGGAGUGGGACUCCACCCUUCCCAAACCCUGAAUGUUCUGCCACACCUUGGAAGGCUCCUCGGAAGGGGUGCAGCCAAGCUGAGGCCACCAGGACUGGGGAAUCUCACUCUUCGUGUAGCUGUCUGGUGGGUGGUCCCAGCCCACCCCUGCUUUCUGCACCCCUACUUCCGCCCACCACUCCUGAAUGUGUCCUCCCCCUGGGCCUCCAGUUGCUUCUGGAUCCUAGGAAUCGAGGAGGCUCCCCACCCCUGUGGCUGAGAACUG
Molecule: messenger RNA, 1076 nt
Organism: Grammomys surdaster
Lineage: Eukaryota; Metazoa; Chordata; Mammalia; Rodentia; Muridae
Product: 14-3-3 protein sigma-like
Exons: 1
Coding region: 1-747 (248 amino acids)
Biological process (GO): signal transduction
Cellular component (GO): cytoplasm
Molecular function (GO): protein kinase binding
Source: RefSeq, a predicted model, not a curated record